CAGACCAAACAGUUUCGUUGGCUGUACAGAUCAUUCCACUACCCAGACACCACAUCCAUCAUUUUGAACCAUCAGGCGGCUAAAUGACACAGUCAGCUGAGCAACACCAGCCUCGAGAUGACUCCUCUGGCACCUCUAUGGGCACUCCAUCCCCCGACAUUGUCCUAUCCCCUGAUGGGCCUGGCGCUGUCCGCGAGGCUGCCAACCCUGAUCCGCAGAUAGCCGCCAUCCGCGGUGAGGGCAUCCCCUUCAUCCUCUACGACGGCUUGGAAGCACCGCAGCAUGCUGGCAGUCGUCGGCGGGGAAGCGAGGCCAGCGAGACAUCUCAUAUUAGUAAUAUGACCAUCUGGGACAGGGGCGAAGCGCAAUACCGUGCUGAACACCCGCUCGAGUCUCCCCGGCCAGCCAACGGAGUGUUAGCCACCCCGACCAACGAGUCUCCGGAGCCUCUCGUCGACCGUCUGUUGGGACUCCGAACCGAGUCAGGCCAAUCCAACGGCGCCUUCUUUUACCCCCGCGGUGAGGUGGAGGCCCUGAUUACUGCGGAUGAAGUAGCCCGAGUCAUCAAGCAAGGAAGAUUCUUUCUCGGGGACAAGGUUCUGACGGACGACGAGAUCCGUGAAUAUGCCUCCCGCGUCUGCUUAGAUACACUACCCGACGGGACCAGAGUGAGCUACAAGAGAGUCUUUGCCAUCUUGUUGCUUCUCCGCCGGGGCUGGAAUGUUGUUCUGUUCGUCGACGAGCACAUCUGCGAUGCACAGCUCCCUCUCAAAGCCGUCCUAGUCAGCGGCAAGGUGAGGAUGCGUCACAGACGCGCCGAUGCUGACCUUCCUUGUCUACGUAAUUGGGACAACCUUGCACACUCGGACUUCGAGCAAAAGCAGUGGAGCAUGCUGGCUCCCUUUUUGGCCAAGCCUGAGUGCAAGAGGGCUUGGUUCUACCAGCUCUCCGACAAGGUCGUCCUUCCGUGGACAAGCAAGAAAGCCUGUGUACGUGAGGGAGGUUAUGGCUCGAUAUCCAAGGUCAAGAUUCACGCUAGCCAUCACAACUUCGACGGAGGCAAUGGUUUCUUCGCUGUCAAGGAGUUCAAGCCGAUCAAAAGCCCCCCAACCUCUGGAGCGGACCUCUCCAAAGACUUUGAGCGCGAGAUUGAGAUAUUAAUGCGCUUCAGCGGCGACGUCCACAACCACCUGAUCUCACUUCAGGCGGCUUACCGCCAUGGUGAUACAUACUGUGUCAUCCUUCCCUGGGCCGAUUGCGACCUCAAGGCUUUCUGGAAGCAGGAUACCAUCCAGGAACCUCUAGCGAAACGCAACCUCGCAUGGUUGCUCAGUCAAUGUGUCGGCAUAGCCAGCGGUCUUCAGAAGAUUCAUCGUUAUGUCACGACCGAAAGCACGACAGACGAAAGGGCCGAUGUUUCGCCACACAAAAAGAUCUACGGCCGGCAUGGAGAUAUCAAGCCCGAGAACAUCCUGCUUUUCCGCGACCAUGAGAACUCCAAAGAUCUGGGAAGGUUGGUCCUCGCUGACUUUGGCCUCUCUCGCUUCCACAGCGAGAUCACGAAGACGUAUUUUACCUACAAGGAUAUUGUCAGUACUGUCACGUACCGGCCGCCCGAGUGUGACAUGGAGGAACGCCACGUAUCCAGGUCCUUCGACAUUUGGUCGCUCGGGUGCGUCCUACUAGAAUUCGUCGCCUGGUACCUUGGCGGCUGGAACCUGGUCACCGAAUUUGUUACCUGCCGCCAGACGUUUAACCCCCUAUACCCUAACUGGCUGGUCGAUGACUUCUUUGAGAUCGUGAGACAGGAGAGAAGUUCACCGGGAACCGUUUUUGUCCGGGUCAAAUGCGAAGUUCAGAAUUUCGUCGAUAACACACUCCACGCUCAUCCGAAAUGCUCGAAGCCAAUCCACGAUCUCUUGGAUCUAGUUAUGGAGAAAAUGUUAGUUGUUGAAUCGAAGGACAUCGGCAAGCGAGCGGACUGCACAGAGGUGCACACGAAGCUCCAGAACAUCUACCAGAAGGUCCAAACCAUGGCCAAGUACACCGAGUUUCGCACGCAUAGCGGCAUGACCAAGACCCUGAAUGCAAAUGGCCGUCGUUCCUAAUGGUCAGCCUCGACGCACAGCCACAUCCAAAGUCCUGCCGACACACAACCACACAACCACACAACCACACACCACACAAUACACAAGAAACAUGCAUUACCUUUAUCCUCAAGCCAAGAUGAUCACAAGUGCGAUCAUGGCCCAGUGAUCGCGUUGGAGCCUUUUGCUGGAUGUUUUUCUAACGUUUCUUUGCUCCUGGUAU
Messenger RNA from Chaetomium strumarium, 2310 nucleotides. RefSeq names its product kinase-like domain-containing protein. Lineage: Eukaryota; Fungi; Ascomycota; Sordariomycetes; Sordariales; Chaetomiaceae. The record is from RefSeq and is a predicted model, not a curated record. The transcript is spliced from 6 exons. Gene Ontology annotation, molecular function: ATP binding; protein serine/threonine kinase activity. Gene Ontology annotation, biological process: peptidyl-threonine phosphorylation; peptidyl-serine phosphorylation. The coding region runs from base 84 to 2108 and encodes 674 amino acids.